CGGCAGUCGGCAGCGUUGAGGCCACUUUAGCUGCCCCAUGACCUGUGAAGGGAAGAAGUCGAAACUGCAUCAAUGUUGCAUUAGUGUAAUGGUGGAUGUCCUAUGCAACGCGCCACUUUUCGAGCUCAUCCAAGCAUUCAACGAAGGCACUGCACUCAAGUCAUGGACAGCAGGGGAGAUUGCCGCCGAGCUCGGGUACCUCUACGUCCUGCAGCAUGCACCACACGUUCGGUUCGGCGGACGUACGAGCGAGGAUGUGUACCCGAGAGCGAAGGCGAUGGAUUUUGCGGCAAAAGGUGGACACAUCGUGGUUGUCGACUGGAUGAAUUCAAAUCCCAGGUAUCGUUCAGAGUGUACAACCAAUGCCAUAGACUGGGCAUCGUCCGCCGGCCAUCUCGACAUCGUGCAAUGGCUCGAUGCGAAUCGGUCCGAGGGAUGCACGAGCGCGGCACUUCACGGCGCGGCCGUCUCUGGUCACGUCGACCUCAUGUCGUGGCUACUCGAUCAUCGCAGUGACGAUGUCGAGUUCUCCAUGGGUACAUUCUACGACGCAGCUGAACACGGUCAGCUCCGUGUUGUCCAGUGGUUUGUUUCUCACGGGUAUUACCAACGUCCGGACGGUUUGAAUGCCGAGUACCCGUUAGACGGGGCAGCAAAGAACAACCACAUGGCUACGGUGGAAUGGCUGCAUGCGCAAGGCGACGACGCGUCCCGGGGGGCGAUGGAUCUUGCGGCCGAAAAUGGCCAUUUGGCCAUGGUGCAAUGGCUCCACGCCCAUCGACGCGAAGGGUGUUCGAUUGACGCGAUGAACUGGGCUGCCAACUGCGGCCACCUAGACGUUAUCCAAUGGCUCCACGCGCACCGCACCGAAGGCUGCACGACCAACGCCGUGGAUUUCGCAGCCGAAAACGGUUUCUUGACCACAGUCCAGUGGCUACUGCACCACCGGACGGAAGGGUGCACGACCCAGGCGAUGGAUUUGGCAGCGAAGAACAAUCACAUGGACGUCGUGCAGUGGCUGCAUCAUCAUGGCCCCGUGGGCUGUACGACCGCCGCCAUGGACGGCGCGGCCAAGGGCGGGCAUGUCGGCAUGUUGCAGUGGCUACACACGCAUCGGCAUGAAGGAUGCUCGACCAACGCCAUGGACUUUGCUGCAAAAAAGGGUCAUCUGGACGUCCUCGAGUGGCUCCACGCGCAUGUACCGGCGGCGGGAUGUACCACAGACGCCAUGGACUUUGCGGCCCAGUACAAUCGACUGGAAGCGCUGCAAUGGCUGCACCAACACCGACAGGAGGGGUGCACCGCGGACGCAAUGACGUUUGCGGCGGAAUAUGGACAUUUGAGAAUUGUGAAGUGGCUACACGACCACCGUCCCGAAGGCUGCACGGUGGACGCGAUGGAUUGGAGUGCAAAAAAUGGCCAUCUGGACGUCGUGGAGUGGCUGCAUCUGAAUCGAACGGAGGGCUGCUCGCCCGACGUGGUGGACACGGUCCUUCGAGCCGGGCAACUGCCUGUGCUGCAAUGGUGGUAUGCCCAUCGCCCUGAGCGAAGCACGUCGAACGCGAUGGCGAUUGCCGCUGAAAAUGGCCAUCUGGACAUGGUGCAAUGGCUGCACAACGUCGGGGAAACUUGUACGACCAAGGCCAUGGAUUUGGCAGCAGAAAAUGGCCAUCUCGAUGUCAUCGAGUGGCUGCACGUCCAUCGCGACGAAGGAUGCUCCCGGGAAGCCAUGGAUUUGGCCGCUGAAAAUGGACAUGUGCAUGUUCUGCAAUGGCUUCAGGACCAUCGAACGGAGGGAUGCACGCGGGAGGCACUGGAGUUGGCGAUAGCGGAAGGCCAGGUCAAAGCUGCCCGAUGGCUCGUCACGCAUCAACCUAGCAAGGCCAGUGUGGCUAAAUGUAUGGCAUUUGCUAAGAUGUAUGGAUUCGAGGACCUUCGCGAUUGGUGCGUCAAGGUGAAGGGGCAGCGCAAACCAUUGAACUCUCGAUAACGUUAAGUAAAGAUGUGCCCUCGUACUAUUUGUUAAACAAGUUCAGUUAUCUCUCUAUCGCUCGCAAACAAUAACAGUAGACGCCACAUCCACUACAGACUGUACCACGACUCACGAAAC
Aphanomyces astaci is the source of this 2110-nucleotide messenger RNA. RefSeq lists its product as hypothetical. Bases 38 to 1990 code for a protein of 650 amino acids. Gene Ontology annotation, molecular function: protein binding. NCBI's taxonomy places the organism in Eukaryota, Oomycota, Saprolegniomycetes, Saprolegniales, Verrucalvaceae. The record is from RefSeq and is a predicted model, not a curated record. The transcript has a single exon.